Messenger RNA from Mercurialis annua (annual mercury), 825 nucleotides. RefSeq lists its product as uncharacterized. The transcript has a single exon. NCBI's taxonomy places the organism in Eukaryota, Viridiplantae, Streptophyta, Magnoliopsida, Malpighiales, Euphorbiaceae. The record is from RefSeq and is a predicted model, not a curated record. Bases 86 to 724 code for a protein of 212 amino acids. Gene Ontology annotation, molecular function: protein binding.
UGUUAUAAUGUAAUGACGUGUCCACUUCACCUAAACCAAAUCGCCAACAUUUUCUUCCACCACCAACACAAACAACAAAUCUAAAAUGGCAGCAACAGACAUUGCAUUACAAGCAGUAAUUCUGUUACUAACCCUAGCAAUGUUCAUAGCACUUCAAUAUUUCCCCAAACAAGCCCUUAACAGACUCCGAACCAAAAACCGAACCGCCCUCCAAUCCAAUCGCCACUUCCUUCAAUCCACUCAGUUCCUCUCCAAAGCUAAAUCAACCUCCAGUAAAUCCCAAUCUCAAACCCUAGCUAAAAACGCACUCCUCGAAGCCGAAACGGCGAUCACUUUAUCUCCUCGCGAUCCGGCGCCGUUGAUUCUCAAAGCGUUAGCUCUCGAUCUCCUCGGCCACAAGGCGUCGGCGGUGAAAUCGCUUGAUUUGGCGCUUUCUGCUCCGCGCGUGAAUUCGCUCUCCGAUAGGGAUCGUGGCGAUGCGCUUGUGAAGAGAGGUGAGCUGAAGAUGGCGGUGAAUCGGAGACGGCGAGUUGACUCAGCGAUUGAGGAUUUAGAAGAAGCGGUUAGACUGAGCGGUGAAAGUGAGAGAGUGUUUUGUUUGUUGGGCCAGUGUUAUGAGUCGAAAGGUGUAAAGGAGGAGGCUAGACUUGCUUAUGAGAAGGCUUUAAAGGCCCAUCCUAAAUCAGUUUUGGCUCUUGAAGGUUUGGGCCGGUUGGGCUUGUGAAUUGUAAUUGGUAGGUUGUAACACUUCUGAAUUGUAGGGGAAUUUUUUUGAGAAAUGUACACAAGGUCUAUUACCUAUUUUAAAAGAACAGUUUACAUUUA